This is a messenger RNA of Callorhinchus milii (elephant shark), 1631 nucleotides long. Its product is annotated as 3-hydroxybutyrate dehydrogenase 1. Gene Ontology annotation, molecular function: oxidoreductase activity. The transcript has 6 exons. The record is from RefSeq and is a predicted model, not a curated record. Bases 104 to 1093 code for a protein of 329 amino acids. Lineage: Eukaryota; Metazoa; Chordata; Chondrichthyes; Chimaeriformes; Callorhinchidae.
CGCAUGCUCAGACAUCCUCUUUAAGGCGAGGAGGACGCGUCACUGUAAAGCCUUUGGGUGACCUUCAGAGGCUGCGCCGAGUGCCCCUCCAGAGCCCGCGAUCAUGUUCUGUGUGAGGCGGAGAGCAGCCCUUCUCCCCUGGAGUCGAGUGCAGGCAGCAGUUUGCAAUGCAACUGGAAAUCGUGGGGCUCGUGGAUUUGCGACCAAGGUGGAAGCGAAUAAGGACAAGAGCAUCUUAAUCACAGGAUGUGACUCUGGAUUUGGGUUCGCGAUAGCCAAGCACAUGCAUGAACAAGGGUUUAGGGUAUUUGCAGGAUGUCUGCUGAAGGAUAAAGGUGGAGAAGGAACAAAGAACCUAGAGGGCAUGGGAAGUGACCGGAUGACUGUCGUCCAGUUAGAUGUCUGCAAAGAUGAGGAGGUAGCACAAGCGGUGGAGUUUGUGGGAGAACAUUUAAAGGAUCGAGAGAAAGGUCUUUGGGGAAUAAUCAACAAUGCUGGCAUCUCAACCUUUGGGGAGGUGGAGUUCACCACCUUAAAAACGUACAAAGAUGUUGCAGAAGUGAACCUGUGGGGAACCAUCCGUGUGACCAAGGGAUUCCUGCCAUAUGUCCGCAGAGCAAAGGGUCGUGUGGUGAACAUCACAAGUAUGUUGGGGCGGAUGGCUAAUCCUGCGCGCUCCCCCUACUGCGUCACCAAGUUUGGCGUGGAGGGCUUCUCGGACUGCUUACGUUAUGAAAUGCAUCGCUGGGGUGUUAAAGUUAGCCUCGUUGAGCCUGGCAAUUUCAUAUCCGCAACCAGCCUAUACAGUCCAGAGAGCAUCAAAAAAAUCGCAGACAAAAUGUGGGAUGAACUUCCGGACAUUGUCCGUCAGGAUUAUGGGAAGGAGUACUUUGAUGCACAAGUGGCAAAAAUGAGAUCAUAUUGUAACACUGAUGUGUCUGAUUUAUCGCCUGUCAUUAAUAGUAUCUCUCAUGCACUGACCGCUGAAACCCCAUUCACCCGCUACCAUCCUAUGGAUUACUACUGGUGGAUCAGGAUGCAGAUCAUGACCCAUCUACCGGCUGCUAUUUCUGACCGGAUAUACAUACACUGAAGUGCUAGAAUACAAUCUCUGAUUUUUUUAAAAAAAGCUGUACCCUCUGAUUUGAUGAAAGUCUUCCCUCUCUGCUGGCUGAUGUUUAUGUAGUUUUAACCCAGAUCACAAGAUAGGUUUGGAUUUAGAAGGCUCCUCUGCUCAUUUCAUCUCAUCCUUCCAGAAUAGCGAAUCUACCAUUUUCCCAUUCUAGCAUCAAUGCGUUUCUUAAAUUAGUUCAAUGGCUCUUAGUAAUCCAUUACUGCUAGCUGUUGGUUACUCUCUGUGAGGGCUCAUAGUAAAACAAAACCUAACUCAGAUUGGCCACAAUAUAAGUGUGAAAAACUGAAGCUGUUACACUGGUUCAAUACAUAAUGCUAUUUUGAGAUGUGCCCCAGGGGGUGGGGUUGCAUUUAUCCACGUUAUGCCUGAUCGGAGAAUGCUUGAUGCUGACAAAGACUACCUGAAAUGGGGAAAUGUGUCAAUUCCCAGCGCUGAUAUCCCUUGCUGUGAUGAACACACAACUAAAAAUUGAAGAGCACAGUUUUUUUUAAUUAAU